Molecule: messenger RNA, 3965 nt
Organism: Zeugodacus cucurbitae (melon fly)
Lineage: Eukaryota; Metazoa; Arthropoda; Insecta; Diptera; Tephritidae
Product: putative inorganic phosphate cotransporter
Exons: 4
Coding region: 687-2264 (525 amino acids)
Biological process (GO): transmembrane transport; monoatomic anion transport
Cellular component (GO): plasma membrane
Molecular function (GO): transmembrane transporter activity
Source: RefSeq, a predicted model, not a curated record
AACUGUUGAAAACAUAUAAUUAGAUAUGAGCUAAAUCUGCAAAAUUUGGAAAUGGUAAUCCGUAAAAUGGAUUUACUUCCGGGAUAGAAUUUUUAGCUUCGUUGUUGAACAGAGCUUUAAAAGUUUCAUUAGUCGAUAAGGUAUGUCAAUGCGCUGACCUUUCUGUGUUAGUUAUAAUAUCAGGUCGCUAUUUUUAUGAGGUCACUACGUAUGAUUCACACAUAAAUAUUUCGGGCUAUCGCGCAUAUUUUCGCUUUCUUCGUAUUAAUCCAUAAUCACAAACAUCCAUAACAAACAAAGUGGGUUGUUCGUAAUUACAUCGAUUUAUAAGAAUUGAAGAGCACUUAUAAAUUUAAAAGAAAUAUAUAUAUAUAUAUAUAUAUAUACACUUAAGAACACAGUAAAAUAAAAAAAAAAAUUCGAUUGUUCAAUAAUCCAAUAAUUAAUUGAAAGCUUUAAUAAAAAAUUGUAAUCAAAACUCCUUAGAUAUAACAUCAAAUUUUUAUUAGGUUUUAAUCCCAAAUACUAAUUAAUUUUAAAAUUGUCUAAUUAAAGUAAAUAAUAAAUAUGUCAAUAGAAGUUUAAAAAAUAUUUAAUGUGAUUUUUUUUAAUAAAAUGAUAAUUUUAAUUUUUAUGAACUACCCUAACUCUACUACAAGAAAUCGUACUUAACAAGCGCUUUGAAAAUGUCUUAUACUGUUAGAUGUUUCUCAGACCUCGAACAGUCAACUUGUUUUCUUACUGUGACAAGGUUAAUCCAAUUAUUAGUGCUUUUUGAAGUUUUAGCUCAGUGGUCUUACAACGGUGUAUCAAAAAUUUUAUAUAGAAUGGAAACUAAUGUGAUAGAUAAUGCAAAAUCUAAAGCACCGCUCUUCGGCGCUCGUCAUGUACAGUGUAUUCUUAUAUUUUUGGGACUGUCUGCUGCGAUGACGCAACGAGUAAACCUAUCGGUUGCAAUAGUGGCAAUGAUGGAUAAGAAUUCCACAAACUCCGAUUUUGAGGAAUACCAAUGGUCUGAGAAAACAAAAUCUUACCUACUCAGCAGUUUCUUUUGGGGUUAUUUCGUAACACAAAUACCGGGUAGUCAGUUGGCGCACAAAUUUGGUGGUAAAAUAAUUCUCCUUUGUAGUGUAGCACUGACCGGACUCCUGGCUUUACUCACACCGCUGAGCGUGCGUUUGGGUGACUGGCAACUGCUCUGUGCGCUACGAGUGUGUCAAGGUCUCAUACAGGCUAGCACCUUUUCAGCGAUACAUACGUUGCUCUCAAAAUGGAUACCAGCCGAAGAGCGUGGCUCUCUUGGCACUUUUUGCUACACUGGUUUGCCAUUUGGUAGCAUAUUGAUCAUGUUGGUUAGCGGUUGGAUCGCAUCCUCUUCAUUCGGUUGGCCGGGUAUAUUUUAUUUCUCCGGUUUAUACAGCAUAAUUUGGGGGUUGGUCUGGUAUUUGGUUGGCGCAAGCGCACCCAGCGAUUGUAAAUGGAUGUGUGAGGAGGAACGUUUAUUUAUUGAAGCGGCGCUGGUGACAUCGGCGAAACCGGAACAUGAGAAUACGCCCACAAAAACACCUUGGUUGAAGAUACUCACAUCUGUGCCUUUCUGGGUAAUUUUGGUGGCGCAGAGCAACUACGCUUGGGGUUUUUGGACAAUGCUAACGGAAAUACCCUCGUACAUGAAGGGCGUACUUGGACGGGAUAUCAAGAGCAAUGCACUUAUGUCUGCAACACCUUACCUGGCUAAUGUGCUCUUGACAUUUGUAUUUUGUGUUUUAGCCGAUUUUCUGAUCAAGCGUGGCUACACGAGCGUCAAUACCAGUCGUAAGCUGUUCAACACCAUCGGUUUCUGGGUGCCCGUAGUGCCGAUCAUACUACUCGGUUAUAUGCGCGCUGAUCAGAGUGAGUUGGCACUAGCGUGGCUUAUUAUUGCUGUUGGUGUGAAUACAAGCGCAAAUUUGGGUUUCCUCACCAAUCAUAUUGAUCUAUCACCCAAUUUUGCUGGUAUCCUAAUGGGCGUAGCUAAUUGUGCGGCAAAUGUAAUGAGCUUAUUGGCACCACUAACGGUGGGCUUCAUCGUCACAGAUGCGAAAAAUGUACACCAGUGGCGUAUCGUGUUCUACAUCGCCAGUGGCAUGUACUUUAUUGGCAAUUUAUUGUUCAUAUUGUUUGGCCAAACGAAAAUCCAAGCCUGGAACUAUCCCAAGCCAAGAUGGGAAGAACGCGACCAUAUACAAUUCGAAGCAAUCAAAAUGGAAAAUGAGGAAAUGUGAAAAUUCGUGUUUAUUUUUUCUUCGUAACGAUUUAUUUAUUGUCAAUUGUAUUUAAUUUAAAGUAUUUUUAUACUUACGCAAAAUAUUGCGUCAGAGUAAAAAGAUUAAUGAUAUCUAGAAAUCAAAUAUUAUAUAAAGAUUUUCAAAUCUUGAUCAAUAUGUAAAAUAUCUUAGCAAAAUUUUGUGAACGUAUAAUAUUUCAUAUAUUAUAACUUGGUGGCAAAACUAGGUGUAAUCGAUCCACGAAUAACCAUAGAAAUUCUCAUUGUUUCAGGGGACGUUACAUCGAACAUGUUGGUCGAAUGGCUAGUUAUCUUAAUAAAACGGCCACAAUAUGAAUUCUAUAGUAUUGAAACCGGUUUAGCCUAACCAUAAUAUACUUAAUAUAAUGAUUUCCGCCCCUCCGAUUGAAUUUUCCGCAUAAACAUAAAUUAAAUUUCGUUCUCUUCGCUGAGUUUAUAUCGUCUAUACUUCUGGAUAUAAUAUUUUGAAAAGCGUUUUUUAUAUAUUUCUUUCCACACCACUAAGAUAAUGCUAGUAUGUUUGAAUUUGAUAUAAAUAUCUCGGACAAGAACGAUCAUAUCAUAUAUAGGAGUCACCGAAACUAACAAAGUGGCAUCUUCUAUAUGGCCUCUCCUGGUACAAAUACUACCUGAUGAUCAGUUGGCUCAUAUUUAGGGUAGUAAAAUUAUGAUGCUGCUUUGUAUUAAGUCUUUCCUUUGUAUUAAGUCUUCAGAAAUGACAUACAACUACAGUCAUCGUAGACUAAAGCAUGUAGCACAUAUACCAACCGCAUAAACUGAUCCCCGCUAUGUUAUUUAUCGAACUUUUCGACCAGAGCAUAAUACACAAUUUAAAAUGUUUCUAUCGAUGUAGAAUUCUCAAUAAGUUUCUCUAAUUCGUAUUGAGCUGAACAUUAAAUAUGAUAUUACACUUAUGGACUGCAUAAAUUGGCACCAUCGUCGGCGUCGUAAUAAAGGCCGUCAGCGGUGCGAUAGCCUGAUCGUCACUGGGUUGGCCAGGUAUUUUCUAUAUUUCCGGUUUAGUAAGUUUGCUAUGGGUUGUUGUAUGGUACUUUGUGGGCGCUAGCACACCUGCUGACUUCAAAUGGAUCAGAAAUUAUACAUUGAGUCGUCAUUGGUGACGUCUACUAAACCAGAAGAGGAACGUGUGCCAACAAAGACGCCUUGAGUUUAGAUAAUCACAGCGGUGCCCUUCUUAGUCAUUCUAAUUGCACAAAGCGCCUUCGCUUGGGGCUUUUGGACGAUGCUCAAACAAAUCCCCUCGUACAUGAAGAGUAUACUAAAACAAGAUAUCAAAAGCAAUGCACUCAUGUCGGCGCUACCGUAUCUCGUUAAUAUGUUCUUAACUUUCGUUUUCUGCGGCCUAAAUGACUUCCUUAUCAAACACAAUUACAUAAACAUACGCACAAGUCGUAAACUUUUCAAUACCAUCGGUUUCUGGGAACCGGUAUUGCCACUCAUAUUCCUGGGUUAUCUGCGCGAAGACCAAAGUAAUUUGGCCGUUGGCUCACUUGUCAUAUUGAUCGGUGUAAAUUCGGCUGCUUAUUUGGGCUUCUUGACCAAUCACAUUGAUUUGUCGCCAAACUUUGCUGGCAUACUAAUGGGUGUGGCUAAUUGUGUGGCGAACUACAUGGGCGUGGUAGCACCCUUACUGGUGGGCUUCAUCGUCACGGAUUCG